This is a messenger RNA of Leptidea sinapis, 5043 nucleotides long. RefSeq lists its product as uncharacterized. The record is from RefSeq and is a predicted model, not a curated record. Bases 65 to 1888 code for a protein of 607 amino acids. Lineage: Eukaryota; Metazoa; Arthropoda; Insecta; Lepidoptera; Pieridae. The transcript has a single exon.
AUUCGUAUGGGAAUAAAUACUUAACCAGUUUCUCUUUUGUUACAGCUGAUUCCAGUUAAGCGAUAUGGCAUUCUCGUUUAGAAACAUAAUUUCGAAUAUUAAUUAUUUCAAAAGACCCGAGGAAUCAUUAGAAACUAGCCAAAAGAAACGCAGAAAUACUUAUCAAGACAAUUGUUCGAAAUACGAAAAUAUAGAAGAUAGCACAUCUCAAAAUUCAAGUUUAAAUUUACCACAAUCAUUUAAAACAUAUGCUGAAAAGAAGGCAUCAUUCUCUGACACAGAUAUUAUAACCAUUACAGACGCACCAAUUCGCCAUAAGCGUCGUAAAUGUAAGAAGUUAAAAGUAGACAUCAAGAAAGCAAGUCAAUCUAUGAAUCAAAUUCAUGAUAAAUCUAAUGUCGAAAACACACCAAUUCAUGCUUUAAUAGAACCCAAAACUUCCGAUACUUUUAGUGAACACUUCCGUGGAUUUGAUUUUAACAAAUCGUUCGAUAUUUAUGAUGAAAUCUCUGACUUUGAGUCAAAUAUUGAUGAAGAUUUUAACAAUGAAUCUUUAUCUGAUCAUUCGACUGAUGCUCCAAAAUAUGAGCUGAAAAUGUGUAAAAAAGCUUCAACAGACAUUCAAUCAACAAGCGACGAGGAGAGACCUGGACCUUCAACAACACCAGAAUCCUUUGCCGAUGUAGAAAUAGACAAAAAUGAAGAAGAAAGACUUAAAUUGUUGUUAAACUAUCAAGUGAGGAUGGAAAAACUGGAGUCUUUCUUAAAUAAAAUGCUUAAUGAAUUUCAGUUCCAUAUCAAGGUAUCAAAAGUCUUUCACACCAGAUCCGUUGUCACAGCACUCCCUGGGACUGAUCUCUCAGACAUUCCUAAGAGUCUCGGGGAAGUUAUAAGCUUAACCAAUUCUAAUCCAGACCUAAACAACCCAACUUCCUCUGCUGCAUGGAAUAUUAUAGUGGAAAAAGAAGAUUUUCAAAUGAAAUCUAAACUUCGCAAACAACUAGUGUCCAUAAAGAACUCUAUAGAACAAUUUAUUAACAGCCAUUUGCAGAACGAGGGCACAAACAAGAAGUAUUUAAUUACCAAAAAAAAGAGUGGACAUCAGAAACAGUCUAAUAUCAGCCAUAAGAAGAAACACAGAUACUUUGAAUACCCUGACUUGCGUGAUGCAAUGCUAAAUCUAUUCUGUAUGGAAGAAGAGCUGCACGAGAAUGAUUCAAAUCUGAGCUUUGAUUCUUGUAAGUGUAUUUGCAAGUGUAGCCAAUCCUCGCCAUCACAGACUGAUUCAGGCUUAACAUCAAAGUCUAAUGAUAAUACAUUGUCAAUUACUUCAUCUAUUGGCAACUUUAGUCUUGAUUCAACAACUUUAACAGCUUAUUCUGAAUCCCUCGAUCAAAUCGUUAGCUACAAUAGCUUCCAUGACACAUCUUUGUAUUCCACAUUGCUACAAAAAGCAGCUAUUGAACGUAUCACAUUCUACAUUCAGGUCCACAGUAUUCAACUGCAAUGUGAAGAAGUGGCACAACAAUUUGAAACAAAGAACUCCAUUUUCUUUCACUGCCCCUCCUGCCGAUGCACAGAAAAAGAUGAAAAUGGACUCAUGAAACAUAUUUUAAGCCAGUUGCACUGUGAAAAGAUACAUUUUGUGUACAAAACUGCAUACAUUAAGAAAUGUGUUUCGUCCGGAAAGGAGAUUCAGCCAAGCACCGUAUUGAAUCCUAUGACAAUGUACCGAGAUGAUAAUAAAAUUGUAUGCUUUGGAGAUGCUGUAUAUGCCUGUUCACUGUGUUUUGAGAAUCUGAUAGUUGGUGAGUCUGUUUUGAUAACCCAUUGUUCCCAGCCGCAACAUGUUGAAAGAAGAAAUUUGUUAAAUAAUAUUAUUGAUUAACAAAAAGUACUUCAAUAAUAUUAUUAUGCAAUUCCAUGCUCAAUAUCCGGUGAUUUACAGAGUUAAUAUAAUAACUUGAAAGUGUGUUUUGAAUAAUAUUCAGAAGAAAAGUUUUGAUUGGUUGCCAUUUGAUCAAAAUAUUUCACCAGGCUGGUAGUACAUAAUAAUAAGGAAAGAAUAUAAUUGUUUUGUCCAUAAUUUUUAAAAAUGAUAUAUAUGUGCCAUUUACUGGCAUAAGAACUACAUACUUAACCAAAACUCUUAAAAAAAUAAGUAAAUUGAUUCUCAAAAACAGAAACUUGAUAACGAUUCCAUAUUUUUUUUAAGUAUUAUACUACCCAGCGUUAUUAUUAAGCACAGUUGCAUUUAUUUCUCGUAUUAGUGCUUAAGUGAUUAUCAUAUUUCAAUUAAUUUAAGUAAUAUUUAAAUGUUAUGCGAAUUAAGUAGUUAAUAUGUUUCACUGCAUGAUAACUGACAUUAAUAUAUACUAUCCUUAUCUCUCUAUGACUUUUCUCUAUCUUUAUCUAUGACUAAUUGACUAAUUGGAUAUUUUUUAUCGAAUCAUCUAUUAUUUUAUUAUAACCAGUUACUUUUUGUAGUGAAAAGUUACUUGGAAAUCUUUUGAAUGGUGCUAACCUUUUUUCAAAAGAUGGCGCGAAUUUAAAAAACCUUGCAGCAAUAGUCAUUCAGCUCUCAAACUAUUUAUAUUCAAUGGUGUUUAUAGUUUGAAAAAUAAAAUAUUGUUGAAACAUUUUUCAGUAAUCUGUAACAAUUUACAAUUGGUGUUAAUUUAAUUGAAGACAUUAAAUUUAAUUUAUAUAAAGCCUCUAAUUAUUCAUAUUAUAUGAAAAAUCAAUUUCAAACUGCCAAUACCAAACUUACCUCUCAAAAUUAGAUAAGUUUAUAUGCAAAUUUGAAAUUUUAAAAAACAGAAUUUGAUAAAAGUUCCUACAUAGAUUCAUUCAUAUUAUAGUAGAAAAUAUUAGUAACCAGCCUAUAAACAGUGGUUCAAUCUUUGUUUAUAGCAAAUGUCACAAGCACUUUUAAUUGAUAUUUUAGUCCAGUAAUUGCGAUAAACAAAUCCCUAUUCCAUUGCCAGUGCAACUUUUUUUGUAAUUAUGUAAUUUUAAUACAUCCUGUACUUAAUAUACAGGAUGAUUUUUUAUUGUUUUAAUGCUCGCAAUUUUAUUUACAGUACAUUAUAAGAACUGUUAAAAAUAUUAAAGCCGCCUUAGCAGAAAUUAUGUGAUUUUUAUAAGUUCAGUAGUUUAGUAGGUAUUUUGAUAUAAUUUUAAAAAUUUGAUAAGAAAGAAAACUGAUUUUUGCCAAAAAAUUGUAUUUUUACAAUAUAACAAUUUUUGUUUAAUAAUUGUUUGAUAUAAUUGAUAUCAAGACUGAUUUUGUAUAUUCAAAUUUCAAACCCACCUUGUGAUAAAUCCAAAAUUGUGCAUAAACUUACAGAUCUCAUAUUCUAUAUAAUGUGUCUAAGUCGCGAAGUCGAAAGAAUUUCGGUCAUCGAACCUAGUGUGAAGGAGAUGUCAUCAUCUGGGCCAAGUACUAUAGCUAGGUGAAUAAUUGGUAUUGAUGUUAUUUUUUAAUAGAAGUGUAAUUUCUUUUUUUCUAUAACUAACAUUUAUGUACAAUAAAGUAUUUCAUUUCAGUGAAAAUUAAUACGAUUUUAAUAUUAACGUUUUUUUCACCUUUACAUGUCAAUUUUACUCUAUGAUUAUCCUUUUUUGACUUCUCUUUCAUCUGGACAGGAAUCGUGUAUAUUCGAAACCUUAGCUUUAAUAAUAAUAAAGAUGUAAACAUUAAUGUAGCUUUGCUGUUUAGAAUUAGAUUUUAUGAUGUAAGAGUGUAUGAUUUAAAAAUAUGAAGAAUAGUAGGAGACACUGUUCAAUUGUGAUAUGUGACAGCGUAUUAUCAAAAUUGUUUUACAAGGCAUUAGUACAGAUUACAGUAUAAGUAUUUAGCAUGCAAAAAUCAUAGUACUACAAAUGACGACACAUUCAAAUUGUACCGUCAGCAAAUAUUGCUGUACCUCCACUCGUUGUUGCAUUAAAAGACGCGAUUUAUAAUUUUACAAUCUUUGUGCUAUACUAAAAAAUUUAUUCAUGCUGUAAGGUAAAAUGUAGGUACUAAUGUAACAAAAUAAUCUCAUCGACAUGACAGAAAUACUGCUAUACUAUCUGUACCAAGUGCGAAUAGUUUUUUUUUUUUGGAAAUACAAAAAUGUUAAAUCGAAUAUGAAAGUUUUUGGCAAAUAUUCGAGGUAAAUGAACAUUUAUGGGCGGGAAAUAACUCCCAUUCAAUAAACUAUGAUUUGCAAUAUAUAUUACGAACUAUCAAAUUGGAUUAUUAACAAUUGACUACCUAUUCAUUAGACUGAAAUAGUGUCUCCUAUUUUAUUCAAAAAUUGCAAUUUUUUAUAGUAAAAUGAAAAACAAAAAAAAAUACGUUUAAGUUCUGUUCGCCGAUAGUUGAUAAAAAUAAAGUAUUGUGCUUGACAACAGCUGAGUACCUCGUACCACAAGCCUCGAAAAGCGACACCUGUUAUACAGUUAGCGAUAACUAAGUGACAGUAAUCAUUAUUUUUAUCAACCGUUGAGUAACAUAUACAUGUUAUAUAUAAGGUUAAAAUUGUGCUAUUUAACAUGUAAGAAUGUAUCCGAAUUUUUACUCAAUUUUGUAUUGGAAACAGUGACUGUGAUGGAAUUACUUCAAAUAGAUGUAAGUCUGUAUUUAACCCCACGAAUAGUAUUAGUAAGUAUCUCACCUGUGUGAGAAAUUUGAAAAAAAAUACAUUUAAAUACCCACCAAAAAAAGUUGGACUAUUUUUUUUUUAUGUUUGGCACAGCGUUAAUAUUGUCAUUUUUCUCUUCACUAAAUUCUGUUACUUUUAUAUAUAAAUCGAAAAUAGCUAUAUACGGCAAUUUUUGUGAAAACACACAGUACUUAAAUAAAAUCACGGAAUAAAAAAAAAUUGAAAGCUUUAAAUCUGUAUCUAGUUAAAAAUUCAUAAUGUAUUUACAAAAUAGUUGAUUUUCUAUUGAACAUGUCUGUGAUCCCAUGAGAACUUAAUUUUUUUUAAUGUGCUGUGAUGUAAUCCGUAAGGUUUUUGGAAAAGUAUAAUAAAAUAAUAGACAGUUUGGAAA